Penicillium brevicompactum is the source of this 921-nucleotide messenger RNA. RefSeq lists its product as uncharacterized. Lineage: Eukaryota; Fungi; Ascomycota; Eurotiomycetes; Eurotiales; Aspergillaceae. The record is from RefSeq and is a predicted model, not a curated record. The transcript is spliced from 2 exons. Bases 1 to 921 code for a protein of 306 amino acids.
AUGGAUGUCCUGCGGGAACGUCUCACGCCUCAACACUUCAAGCGUCAAGAUAAUGGACUCUACUACUGCACUUGCAAAGAUAUCAAAAUUCAGCUCACCCGUGAAGAAUUCAAGGAGCUCAUGUGUGGGGUCUCUGGGCGGCUCUUACACCCCCCGGAUCACCCAGAGGCAGAACGAGAGCAGCGCACACAAUACGCCCUGAAGGAAUGCCUUUUGGAGCCAAUGCAACAGGCCAAAAAGCGUAACCUGAGCGCCCGCACAAUUUCUGAUGACUGUGAUAUCACAAGCCACCCCAUAAUUGACUCCAACAUCUUGAGUUGUUCUCAGACCCAAGGGGAAGCCUCAGCGCCCAAAGCCUCAUACCAAACAUCGCAUGGUGACAUCAAUGCAGUCAAAAAAGAGCUAAAGCACACUCUUUCGCAACCUGAGUUACAACAAAGCUCCCAGAUCAAAAGACCACCAAGAAAGAUCCAAAAGAAAAGGAAUCAAACCGUUCACGAACCCUCUGGUGCAAAAAGACCCCGCGAGCGACCCGAGCAGAAGCAACGUGGAGAGUCGAAGUACAGAGAAGACUACGUCAAUGACGCUGCGAGCCGCUCUUCCUCCCCCGAAGAAAGACCCAAAACAACCGCUCGACAGGGACCUAAGAAGAUAGCAUACAACAAAGAAGAGAAUGAUGAAGGCAGGGCAUUUGUCGAAGAUCUUCUUGACAAUGGAGCCUCGCAAUCGGAUGUCGAAAGAGAAUACAACAUUAGGUUUGGAAGAUUCCGCAGCUUUCGCGCUAUUUGGGCCAAGUCCGAGAUCAAAGACUGUUAUGCUCGAGCGAAAGAGAAUGCAAAUAGCGCUCCCGCUAAACAUCGAGCUCUUGACGAGGGACACGUCGCCAAAAAGGAGAAACCAGAUCAGGCGCCCGUAGAGUGA